GGGGCGCUGGUGAGCGCUUUAGCUGACGACACCGUUCACCUGUGGAACCUGAGGCAAAAGAUUCCCGCCAUCCUGCACUCCUUGAAGUUCAACAGGGAGAGGAUCACCUACUGCCACCUGCCCUUCCAGAGCAAGUGGCUGUACGUGGGGUCAGAGCGGGGCAACAUCCACAUCGUCAACGUGGAGUCCUUCUCGCUGUCGGGAUACGUCAUCAUGUGGAACAAAGCCAUCGAACUCUCCUGAUCGGGUUCGAGUGUGGGGUCGUGGUUCUGUGGGACCUGAAGUCCAAAAAGGCCGACUACCGCUACAGUUAUGAUGAGGCCAUCCACUCCAUCGCCUGGCACCAUGAGGGGAAGCAGUUCAUCUGCAGCCACUCCGACGGCACGCUGACCACGUGGAAUAUCCGGACCCCGGCCAAGCCGGUCCACACCGUCACGCCACACGGGAAGCAGCCGAAGGACGGGAAGAAGCCGGAGCCCUGCAGGCCCAUCCUGAAGGUGGAGUACAAGACCACCAGGGCGGGGGACCCCUUCAUGGUCCUGUCUGGGGGGCUGUCCUACGACACGGUGGGGAGGAGAGCCUGUCUGACCGUCAUGCACGGGAAGAGCACCGCCGUGCUGGAGAUGGACUUCCCCAUCGUGGAUUUCCUGACGCUCUGCGAGACUCCGUACCCGAACGACUUCCAGGAGCCGUACGCCGUGGUGGUCCUCCUGCAGAAGGAUCUGGUGGUGAUCGACCUCGGACAGAUCGGGUACCCCGUGUUCGAGAGCCCGUACCCCCUGAACAUCCACGAGUCCCCGGUGACCUGCUGCGAGUACUACGCCGACUGCCCGAGCGACCUCAUUCCAGCGCUCUACUCUGUAGGCAACCGCCAGAAGAGACAAGGCUACAGCAAGAAGGAGUGGCCCAUCAGUGGGGGGAACUGGGGGCAGGGCGCUCAGAGUUACCCCGAGAUCAUCGUCACUGGACACGCCGACGGCUCCAUCAAGUUCUGGGACGCUUCUGCAUUGAUGCUGCAGGUGCUCUACAAGCUGAAGACUGCCAAAGUGUUCGAGCGUCCUCGCUGUAAGGAGGAGAAGGCCGGCGGCGCCGAGGCCGGCAUGGACGAGGACCCGUUUGCCGUGCAGACCUUCUUCUGGUGUCCCGAGAGCCGGAUGCUCUGCGUGGGGGGGGUGUCGGCCCACCUGGUCGUCUACAGGUUCAGCAAACAGGAAGUGAGCGCCGAGGUGGUCCAGCUGCUGGAGGUGCGUAUGCAGAGUGAGACGAGCAGCGUGGACUCUCCUGAUCCCGGAGAUCAGACCCCCCCCGGGACGACCUCCAGCCCACAGGAAGGCGACGCCCCGCCCCCGGCGGUCUGUGGCUCCUCUGAAGGACCUCGGGACAGCCCCCCGUGUCUGCAGGUCCGGAGCCCCCCCCUGAAGCAGUCGGCGGGGUACCAGGUGGAGCUGGUGAUCCAGCUGGUGUGGGUGAGCGGGGAGCCCCCCCAGCAGAUCACCAGCCUGGCCCUCAACUCCUCCUACGGCCUGGUGGCGUUCGGGAACAGCACCGGUCUGGCGGUGGUGGACUACUUGCAGAAGACUCUGGUUCUCAGCAUGAGCAUGUCGGAGCUGUACAACCCCGCCGAGCCACUGCUGCACUCGCCACGGAAGUCCCAGCAUCCCUCUGGAGCACUGUGCGACUCCAACGACGGGACAAACCACCUGGACGAUCGCUGCAAGUCCCCCACCUCAGGCUCCGCCUCCCCCUGCAACUCAGACGAGGAGCGGAAGCAGAAGUUCAUAGAGAAGGUGAAGUUCAAAAGCAGACGCUUUUCCAAGACGGUUGCCAAUGACUUUGCCAAGAUUUCACGGAGAAUUAGCUCAUCCAAUGAGCAAAAGCCGGAGCAUGAGCGCAGGUCCGGACUCCGGCUGGCCUGCAGGAGGAGCUGCGCCUCCUCCAAAGCCAAGCCCCCCCAGAUGAGGCUGAAGGACGAGCUGUGUCGAAGCCAGUCUGACCCCACCCCCUACGCCAGGGACGGCUCGUCCAGCCGCUCCCGCAGCUCCAGCGUGACCAGCAUCGACCGCGAGUCUGCAGAGGUCCUCUCCGCCCUCCUCUUCGCCGAGACCCUCCCCAGGAGGUCGGAUGGGGGGCUCAGCCCCUGCCUGAUGGUGGGGGCCUCCCAGGGCUCUGUGGUGAUGCUGUCUCUGACGCUGCCCCCCGCUGGAGAGCAGAGGCUGCUGCAGCCCGUCAGCCUCACCUGCUGCGGCAGCCUGACCAGACUGAGGGGGGGCGUCCUGACCAUGGCUCUGCUGGACUCCACCGGGGCUCUGCUGCCCCCCCCCUACGAACCGUGGUGCGACCCCAACGCCUCGGACGAGGAGAAGGCGCGGCGGCGCAGGCCAGCCUCCCCACCGCCGCCGUCGGAGGGCCAGGACGCGCAGUACGCCGUGCUCUGCUCGGAGAAACAGGCCAAGGUGGUUUCCAUGGCGACGCAGAGCGGCGUCCACAAACACAGCAUCACCGAGGCCUCCUUCGUGCUCAGGGCCGACGUGGUGCACGUGGCCGGGGCGUACUGCAUCGCCUGCUUCUGCGCCAACGGGCACAUCAUGGCCCUCAGUCUGCCCAGCCUGCGGCCGCUGCUGGACGUCAACUACCUGCCGCUGACGGACAUGCGGAUCGCCAGAACCUUCUGCUUCUCCAACCAGGGCCAGGCGCUGUACCUCACCUCCCCCACGGAGAUCCAGAGGAUCUCCUACAUCCAGGAGACCUGCGACAACCUGCAG
Messenger RNA from Oryzias melastigma (Indian medaka), 2762 nucleotides. RefSeq names its product syntaxin binding protein 5b (tomosyn) (gene stxbp5b). Gene Ontology annotation, molecular function: GTPase activator activity; myosin II binding; syntaxin binding. The record is from RefSeq and is a predicted model, not a curated record. Gene Ontology annotation, biological process: regulation of exocytosis; regulation of protein secretion. Lineage: Eukaryota; Metazoa; Chordata; Actinopteri; Beloniformes; Adrianichthyidae. Gene Ontology annotation, cellular component: plasma membrane; cytoplasm; SNARE complex.